Messenger RNA from Bradysia coprophila, 808 nucleotides. RefSeq names its product Proteasome beta4 subunit. Gene Ontology annotation, biological process: proteasomal protein catabolic process. Gene Ontology annotation, cellular component: proteasome core complex; cytoplasm; nucleus. NCBI's taxonomy places the organism in Eukaryota, Metazoa, Arthropoda, Insecta, Diptera, Sciaridae. The record is from RefSeq and is a predicted model, not a curated record.
UGGGACUUUGGAGGAUCUGUCAGUGAUUGUUAGUUGUCAUUGCGUCAGUUUGAUAUUAACAAAACUUGCAUUCAUCCAAUUUCAAUUCGGAAAAGUAGAAGAAUUUCAAAGGAACUGCAAUGGAGACAAUAUUGGGAAUCAAGGGACCGGAUUUUGUAAUGCUAGCUGCAGAUUGCACACACGCCCACUCCAUUAUCAUGAUGAAAGAAGAUGUCGAAAAGAUCCAUAAAAUAUCGGAUAAACUGUUGAUGGCCACCAUUGGUGAAUCGGGCGACACUGAUCAGUUUACGCAGUACAUUUCAAAGAAUCUGGCACUUUAUCGAAUGCGAAACGGGUAUGAGCUGACCCCGAAAGCAGCGGCCCAUUUUACGCGAAAAAAUUUGGCCGAAUAUCUGAGAAGCCGUACGCCGUAUCAUGUCAACUUAUUUGUUGCUGGCUACGAUGAAAAGGAAGGCGGUGAAUUGCACUACAUCGACUAUCUGGCCAAUGCUAAGUCUCUCGAUUACGGUGGUCAUGGCUAUGGGGGAAUGUUCUGUGCCAGUAUCUUUGACCGGUAUCACCAUGCGAAGAUUACCCAGGAUGAGGCGUAUGAUAUCUUCAAGAAAUGCGUCAAGGAGAUCCAGAAACGUUUGAUUAUUAAUUUGGCCAACUUCAAGGUAACGGUGGUCGAUAAGAAUGGAAUCAGAAAUUUGCCCGACAUCACCGCUGCAAAUUUAAUCGAUUAUGUCCCUUAAACGCUCUGCAAAUUUUUCCUUUUCAAUUUUUACUUUAAAUAAAUCCGUUUCGGUUCAGUUUUUGAUAAGCUCGA